UAAUAUCCUUCAUGUUAAUGUAACCAGUUUACCUGAAACCUAACAUGGGCGAGUGUGGAGCAUUUCCUCAUUAUUCCCCGUAUGGUACUAGAAAACCAUGCAAAUCACCUUCUGGACAUGACAUACAAUGUGAUUAUGUUCCUGUUCUCUAUACAUUUAGAGUUCCAGUUUCAGCCCGAAAUGUGAUUCCCAUUGCGGAAAUAAAGAGUCAAUAUGUAAAAUGUCCACCAUUUUAUUUACAAUUAGACCAUACGUUGGGUGUAAUAUGGAGUCUAUAUUCAAAGACUGCAGUCGACGAUAUGUCCUUAGGAAUCGCUCAAUUACAAUGGGCACUUAAUUUCUUAGAGGGCAUAUACGAUGAAAACAGUGUACAUCCACAAGACGUAGCGAUUUGCAUUGAAGCAAUUCAAGAAGAAUUAAUUCAGGAAUAUGCUCAAAUAGCGGAUGUCAUAAAAGAAGGUGAAACAUCUCAAGCUGCAGAAACUGCAGAAGGUGGAAAACCACAAGCAGCAGAGGGCGAUUUGGAAGUAUGCGAGGAGGAGCCGGAGAAACUGCCAUUUUCAGUUAAUUAUGAGGAAAUGUCGAAAAAUCUCCCUAGCCGUAUUGGACAAUUUUUGUCGUUUAGAAAGCCAUCAAUAGUUCUUACUGGCGAAGAAAUGGACAUGGAAAUAGAAAAAAUUAAUGAAACCUACAACGAAUGUACAAAGCUUGGCAAAAAAUGUCCACUUUAUUCGAGGGAUAGCCUAAUGGAUUUCCUAAAAUCGUGGCGAAAAGAACAAAUUGAAAAAAUACAAGUGGAAAUUAAGAGAUUACAAUCAAUUGAAUCGUUUCUUUGCAAUGCGGAUAAUGCUGAAUUUCCUCCUCUGGAUGAUAUUUUGAAAUCGGAAUGUAAAGAUGAGGGAAAAGAAGAGUAGCACUGAUUUGAAUUACAAAUUGGUUAAGUUCGCUUAAGUUUCUGUUUUUAGCAGAUACUUGACCAUAAAACUUCUACUAUUUAACUUGUAAAAAUAAAAAAGGGAAAAAUAAUUAUUUGUAACCAAAUAUUUUAAAAACAAUUACAAGAAGGACAAUUAAAUGUAUCUAUUGAUAAAAUAAAACGAAAAUUCUUUCAAACCAAA
Agrilus planipennis (emerald ash borer) is the source of this 1118-nucleotide messenger RNA. RefSeq lists its product as uncharacterized. The transcript is spliced from 5 exons. Lineage: Eukaryota; Metazoa; Arthropoda; Insecta; Coleoptera; Buprestidae. The record is from RefSeq and is a predicted model, not a curated record. Bases 45 to 914 code for a protein of 289 amino acids.